This is a messenger RNA of Rhodotorula toruloides NP11, 3222 nucleotides long. RefSeq lists its product as uncharacterized. The transcript is spliced from 3 exons. The record is from RefSeq and is a predicted model, not a curated record. Bases 1 to 3222 code for a protein of 1073 amino acids. Lineage: Eukaryota; Fungi; Basidiomycota; Microbotryomycetes; Sporidiobolales; Sporidiobolaceae.
AUGGCGAGCGAUCUGGCCUCCCCUCGUCCCUUCAUCACCCAGACGCCGGUUGUGCUGUCACCGCUUACACAGGGCAGCAGCGGGCGAGCGCCUUCGCCAGCACGUUCAACAGGGUCGACAGCAUCCCUCAGCCGCCCGCCACGCUCUCCUCUGCGGCCGAUACCCUCACCCGUAUUAGCUUCCUCGCCCCGAAGUGUCCUCUCGUCACCGUCGACCGCACACGCCGAAGUGCCUGCUCGACCUGCGCCACCCGUCCGCACAGGCUCGGGCAACUCCAUAGCAUCCCGACUAUCCCAAACGCACAUCUCGCCAGCCAUGCUCCCUUCGCAUCCUUCCCUUCUUCCCAAGAUGUACGACUCGACGGCCUCGACGACCGAGGACGACGAGGCGGACAGUGAGCGCGACUAUGAUGAGGAGACGAUGGCGUCGGAGGCGGGGAUCGCGCUCAUGCUGGAACGGCGGAAGAGGGAGGAAGCGCGCGCUGCUGGUCGACGGAGAAGUAGAGGCACGGCGGUCCGCGGGAAGGGCGCAAAGGGCAGUCCUGAAGGACGAGCAGUGUACGGUGGGGGCGCCGUUGGCUUGGGUUUCGCGUUGGCUGGCUUGGAAGAACCGAUGCCAGCCCAUGGGUCUGCAAGGCGCCGCUCUUCGACAGCUCCUCUCCCACCUUCCCUCUCAAAUUCCCCUCGCUUGCCGACCAGACAAUUUGCUGUUACGCACGAUGCAGCCAUCGUCUUCUCGGAAGAGACGGAGCCAGCACAUCGCAGAUCGCCGCGACAACGCCCUCGCGUCCACUUUGACCAGCCCUACCGGCCGCCGGGCCGCGACCGGUCUGGCAGCAACAGCAGUCACGUCGCUCUGCAGCCCGAGCAUAUCGUCUUCCCCGACGCUCUCCCUCAAGCUCCGCCAGCCUCUCAUACCCGUCCUCCGUCCAUCUCGUCGCGCCGCUCGUCUGCCGCCUCUGUUCCGACACUGGCGCAGAAGAAAGGUGCGAGUCCAGAGAUCCCGUACAAGGCGCCUGAAGCGCCUCGUUCGCCUCGAGCGCGCAGCCCUCGCCGGUCGACCGGGCCGAGCACGCUCAUGGGCGACGUGAUUGCCCAGCGACCCGCCUCGCGGCUGUACUUUCCAGCUGCUCCGCCCAAAGCCGUCUCCGUCCACUCGCAAGAGACGAGGUCGGCAACCCCUUCCGACGCAUCUCCCGUCUCGAUCGUCUUUCCCUCUCGCUCCCAGCUAAAACCUCCGCAUGCGACCCUUUCGCCUCGACUGCCAUCGUCGAAACUGUUCUUUCCUUCGCCUACGCCUUCGCAUGCGUCGAGCCCGGUCUUUCCGUCGCGCGCCUCCCAUCCUCCAGAGCGGGGUUCUCAGCCUUUCCCAGCGCGAAAGGCGGAGUCAUCCGACGCAUCCUCUCCAUUCUUAUCCUUAUCGCCAGCAUCGUCGCACUCUCGCGCCUUCUCUCCUCUUCCGACAAGCUCGCCUUUCCCUCCGCCUCCCGCCGACUCGCCUCAUGCUCGCUACAUCACGCACAGCCCUUCUUCUCCCGCCAUCUCAGUCCCCGUUGUCUCGGCCUUUCCAACGCCCGUCACCAACCUCACUCUUGCUGAGCCCGCGUUCGCAUCUCUCGAGGACCGCCUCGGCUCGAACGACGUCAAGCACGCUCGGCCGGCGAGCAAGCGCAUGUCGUCCGCGACGUGGGACCUCCCGCCAGCGCUCUCGCACUCUCGCAACCCUGCAGACGAGGACGAGCUGGACCGCAUGAUGCGCGCGCUGGCUCGAGGCAGCGAGACGGACGACGCGAAGAAGCGGGAGGCGAGGAGGAAGACUAUCCACGCUCAGCUGCUCAAGCAGUCGGCAUCCUCUCCGAGCGCGUCUUCACCCUCGCUGUCCGUGCCCGACUCGCCUAGGACGCCGCGCUCACCACAGGAAGAGGCGUUCGAUCGGGCUCUGUUCGACGGGAACACCCUGCGCAAGUCACUUGGCGCGACCUUGCUGUCAGAAGACGCGUCAAGUCGCAGGUCGUCCGCCACGCCGACACUCCGUCCAGGCCAGGUUGAUACGCUCAUCGGCGACGAUGGCCUUCGGCCCGUCGGCUUUUCCGAGUCUCACGAUCCGCCGGUCAUCGCGAACGGCCUCGCUGGGUCCGUGAGCGAAACGAGCAGCGAGGUGUCGAGCUUGCCGUCCUUCCCUGACGUCCCGACAACCUCGUACUCGCCAGACUAUCCCUUCGCCGGCCGAAGCGCGGUCAUCAACGCUCCGCCUAUCGCCCUCCAACCAGCAGACGACGCAGUCGAAGAGCUCGCCUUCGCCCUGCAGCGAAGAGCCCCUCACGUAUCCGCUUUCACCGACAACCGCCUCAGCCUCGCCUCCGAGUCAGGGCAGUCGCAGUACCACGACGCGGAGGACGACUCGGUUCAUGUCAGCUUCCACGAAGUGCCAGUCGCGCCGGUCGCGCUCGCCUCGGUCGAUGGGUCGGACGAUGCGGAUGGUCGCGAGAAGACUCGCGAGUGGGUCAUGGAGACGCUGGCAACUGGGAUCGUGCAAGGUGCUGCGGGCCGGACGCUAGGCGACAUUGCCGAGGCAGACGAGGAGGAAAUUCGCCGCCGCUCGCGCGAACCCUCGAGCCAAUCAGCCUACCGCACUCCGCCAACAUCAUCGACAUCAGUCUUCCCCUCGCCUCUACGCUCGAUGGGCAGCAACGGCAGGUCGCGCGAAGUUUCAGCCGGCUCGUCGAUGAGCGUCCCCGUCUCGCCUCGAGCGAGGCGCGACAUCUCGCCAGUCCCCUCCGUCCGCUCCGCCGCCUCAUCCGCCGCCGUCUCGUACACCGCUCCGACACGAAGCAGCAACGGGCAAAGCAAGUCCAAGUUUGCGCUCGGCAAGAAGCUCGGGUCGUUCUUCUCGGCCAACUCGUCGUCCUCGUCGCUGCCGCUUCGUACGUCCGGCGGCAUCAGCUCGCAGGAUGUCGUACUCGGCGAGUCGUUGUACGAGCGCGACCUUACGGCCCAACGCGUCCCGAACGACUCGGCGGUCGAGGUGCUGGUCACCUCGCCCGAAGGCACGAAUGCCCAUCCGUCAGAUCCCGCGCUGGAGGGCGACGCCGGGACCCUUAAGGACCUGCUCAACCGAUUCAAGGAGGAGGAGAAGGAGCGGUUGAGGACGAUUGCAGCGGCGAGAAGUCGAGUGGUGUCCGCCGAGUCGUCUGUAGACGCGGGCGUUCCCAUCGCGGCGUAG